CUGAAAACUGAGACCAACACGCGCAAGAAGACAAACUCCAACUAGAAGAACUGUUUAGUCAUGGAUUACAGACCGCACACCAACAUGUAGAGAACCAGGAACUUGAUGAAGAAUGCCGCUCAAGCUGUUAGAAACGCUUUUGUGAAAAACAGGUGAACUCUGUUCUGCUGCUGUUCCUGGGAGAUUACAGCAGGGCAGCCUUCCAACCACUCUGCAACUUGACUUUACUUGCUGUGUCAUGGAAUCCUGCUCACAGAACGGAGGUUUAAACGUACCACAGACAGCAUACAGCCAGGAGUAGUCUUUGUAAUAUUAUGAAUGCCUACUAUAUGCAGCCUGUUUGUGUAUCAUUAGAAUGGAUUACAGGAUAGUUUUGCUAUAACAGGCUGCCUCCAAGAGAAGGUAAGAGGAGUGGGGGAGAUUUGUCAAUACAAAGGCCUUUUGUUCUUUUGUUCCCUGCCAACAGUAGAAGUUAAACAGGAACGGCUUGGAAAACUGGAUGUGGGGAGAUGAACCUUUGGUAAUAUUUUUGGAUACUGAACCUACUAUCAGCUUUGGUUUUCCUCUUUUUGCUCUCAGCUUGAGUCACACUCUGAGUAAACAUGGACAGCACAAGUGUUAACUCAGAUGAACAAGGGAAGCAGCCCACUAGUUCCAUCCUUAACGCCUUCAGCAGUUUAUUCACACGGGAUCAGGGUGCAAAUCCAGCUGUGUUGACAUCGUUUAAGGAGCUUUCAGAUGGAGAGAUUUAUAACCCUGAAAGUAGUCAAAUUAAAAGUAAAGAAAACCUCCCAGGAAGUCUAUAUGUGCUUCAGGAUAAUGUGACUGAUUCCUGUGAUUUAGAGCAAACGACUGAAUCAUCCGAGAAGGAUUCUGGUGAACAAGUUAAAGCAGCAGUUAGAGCCACAGUUGACUCUGAUCUGGUACAGGUCACACGGGUGGAAACAUAUAGUGACGCAGAAAAUGAGGAUGAUGAGGGGGCCCACAAGCUGUCAGAGGCAGGGGUCAAUUGUGACACUUCUGGAACAUCUGCUCUACCCGAUGGGGAUGAUAAUGCAGUGGAACAUGGAGAUGGAGAAGCGCCAAAAGUGCCUGUCUUUACAACACACAAAUUUAAGGAAAGAUCCCGCAUAGAGGCUAUUCUAUACUCCAGUAGAUAUGCCAGUAGAGGUAAAUCUAGGUUAUCUCUGGUCUCUUCAGGGUCCAAACAGGAAGAUACCUGUUGUUCCAAAGAGAGUACUACCACAGUGUCUGUGGUUACAGAAGCAUCACCAGCUGAGGAAAAUACUAAAAUGGAUGUGGCAGCAGAUGAUAAUGAGGAGUAUGCUGGAAUAGAUUGCUCUCAGCCAGUUCCUUCAGUCAUCUCUGGGCAUCAGAUUUUGGAGGUUUCAGGCCAUGAAACUGACAUGGCCUCUCCAUUAAAACAAAAUGAGGAGACACAAGAGCAACAAGCUGAAGAGGGACCUGAAGAGCGUCAUUCCAGCUCAGUGACACCUGAGGUCUUAAACCAGUCAUCAUUCAAUCCAGAGAAACAAGCAGACACCACUGGUUUGACACAGUCCAGGUGUGACAUGCUCAAAUCUCCGUUAUCUACACCUGAAGAGUCCACAAUUGAUAGCCAAUGUGCCAGCCCUGCUGCACAGGACACAACAGAUGUAAAGACUCUACAAACACAUACAGCAACACCAGUUUCAUCUGCUACCACCUCUACCUCUUCCAACUCAUCCCCAUCCAAGGGCACGGCUUUCUCUUCACCCCCUUCCUUCCAGAUGCCAGCUCUCUUUAGUGGUUUGCGGGUGCUGAAGAAAGGAGUGGUGGGGGAAGACAGGGAGGUACUGUCAGAGAUCAAGCAGAGGGAGAAGGAUGCUGAACUGGCCUUGCUCAGCCUCAAGAAGACAGUAAACAAAGCCAAGCUUUUUCCCGAGCAGAAGACAGCCUCUCCAAUCAAAAAGCACUUGGAGCUUAAAUCAGCUGCAGAGUCUAAAAGCUCUGUGGUGGGACAGCUCAUUGAGCCACACAACGUAGACAAUCAUGAUGACACUAAAAAAUCAAAUAGUGAGCCAGAGAGUGAUGGUGUUAAUGGCAAAAAUGAGUCUGAGAAUGGAGGAGAGGUUGCAGAAGGGAAAAGUCCAGAUCCACCUACUCCUACCUUCACCCCUGAGAGAAAGAAGACCUCAGACCUAGCUUAUGAAACCUUUAGAAGCCUUUUUGGCCCCAAGACUCUUAAAAAGGAGAAGACAGAAGAUGCUGACCUUGAGGCAGUGAAAAAGAAAAUCAAGAAUGACAAGGAAAUUCUGCGGUCCAUUUUUGAGAAAACCUCCAAAUCUGCUGGCAGUGACCUCACAAGUCCCACAGAGGCUAGUACAGAGGUCGUAUCCCCUACAGACAGUGAGGACCGGACUCCAGGGCGUCUGCAGGCUGUUUGGCCUCCACCUAAACCUAAAGAUGAGGAGGAGAAGGUGGGGCUCAAGUAUACAGAAGCAGAGCACCAGGCUGCCCUCUUGCAGCUGAAAAGAGAAUGCAAAGAAGAUCUGGAGAGAAUACACUCCGACUUUGAGCUUAAAAUCUUCCAACUGCGAGGUGAGCAUGCUGUUUCAGUAUCAGAGCUGGAGGGAGUCAUUGCUAAGCUGCGGAGAGACAGCCCGGGUCAGGAGCGGGGUGGGGUCCGCGAUGUGGCUGUGUCCACUGCAGAUGAACUGACUCCAAAGACCUGCCGCACUGUGGGAAUCCAGACGGACAGGGAGACCUUCCUUAAGAGCCCUGAGGGUGAUGGAGGUGGCCUCGCUCAAAGCCCCAGUCAGAACCUGCCUAAAAAACUCAACUUGGACUCUUUUGAACUGUAUCUAAAAGCUGAAACGACCCCAGGCCCAUCUUGUCCACCCCCUCCGCCUCCUCCUCCUCCUCCACCACCAAGCCUCUCAGGACCACCUCCACCCCCUCCACCCCCUUUGCCAGGUCACACUGGUCUACCACCACCACCUCCUCCACUACCUCCUACCCCAGGAGGUGGUCCACCACCUCCACCACCUCCACCUCCCCCUUUUGGCCUACCUGGAGGUGGUCCACCUCCACCUCCCCCUCCUCCAGGCUGUGGUCCCCCGCCACCUCCUCCUAUGGGUGGGUUUGGCCAGAAAGUGGAGAAGGGGCCACGGAAACCUACCAUUGAGCCUGCCUGUCCCAUGAAGCCUCUGUACUGGACAAGGAUACAAAUACAGGACAAUAACAACAACAGUCUGUGGGGGUCACUGAAGGAACCUGAUAUUGUCAACACCAAUGAGUUUGAGGAUCUAUUCUCUAAGGCCACAGUACAGCAGAAGAAGAAGCCUCUAUCAGACACCUAUGAGAAGAAAGCCAAAUCUAAGAAGAUUAUCAAGCUGCUGGAUGGGAAGCGCUCACAGGCAGUCGGCAUCCUCAUUUCAAGUCUGCAUCUGGAGAUGAAGGACAUUCAACAAGCUGUUCUUAAUGUGGACAACUCGGUGGUGGAUUUGGAAACCAUUGAGGCUUUGUAUGAAAAUAGGGCCACCAGUGAUGAGUUAGACAGGAUAAUGGGACAUUAUCAGACCUCCAAGGAAGAUGAAGUCAAACUGCUGGACAAACCUGAACAGUUUCUCUAUGAGCUCUCCCAGAUUCCUGACUUUGCAGGCCGAGCCCACUGCAUCAUCUUCCAGUCAGUAUUCCUGGAGACCAUCUCCUCUAUACGUCGUAAGGUGGAAAUUAUCUCCAAUGUCUGCAAAGGUCUGCUAGAGUGUAAGAGCUUGCAGGAUGUGAUGGGUCUUGUUCUGGCCUUUGGGAACUACAUGAAUGGAGGGAACAGGACCCGAGGUCAGGCCGAUGGCUUCGGGCUGGAGAUCCUCCCGAAGCUGAAGGAUGUGAAAAGCAGGGACAAUCGAAUCAACCUGGUGGAUUAUGUGGUUUUAUACUACCUGCGUAAUUUUGACAAGCAUGCUGGUACAGAAAAGAGUGUGUUUCCGCUGCCAGAGCCUCAAGACUUCUUCCAGGCUGCUCAGGUCAAGUUUGAUGACCUCACCAAGGACAUCAGAAAACUGAAGAGAGAUCUAACUGCUUGUGAGAAAGAUGUGCAGAAAGUGUGCACAAACUCAUCAGAAGACCACCUGCAGCCUUUUAAAGAGAAGAUGGACACGUUCAUAUCUGCUGCUCAAAAGGAGCAUUCUGCUGAAGAGGACCAGCUCAACACAGCUCAGAAAAGUUUCCAGGACAUGGUGGGCUACUUUGGUAUAAAGCCAAAGCCUGGGGAGAAAGAAGUGACUCCAAAUUAUGUCUUUAUGCUCUGGUACGAAUUCUGCAACGACUUCAAGAACACCUGGAUACGACAAAGCAAGAACAUCUCCAAGGAGAGGUUGAAGGAAGCUCAAGAAAACAUUAAGAAAAUCACAGCAGAGAAGAGAGUCGAAACCAAGAAGAUCAAUGCCAACAGUUUGAAAGAGAGGCUGCGGCAGAAGGAAGCCAGCGUGUCCUCCAGCUGAGCGAAAUGACAAAUGGCAGAGCAGACUAAGAAAUGAGGAGCUGCAGUGAUAAAUAAAAAAGUGUGCAAGCCCCGUUCCUACUGCGCUUACCACCUGCCUCACAAUAACACAAUAAAACCUCACUGGACAUACUCCAGUGUCUAUCCUACUAACAACAACCCCCCUCCCCUACACUGCUCCACCUCCAUGUUAAGGCUUUUCUGUACAACCCCUGCAGCGAGGAUGCAUGGCUGACACAGCCGAAGUGAUGGGAGUCUUAAAGGCCAAAGGUUGACCUCAUUCAUCCAGCAUGGUGUGACCUCAGAGUGCCCAGCUUGUGAGAGGUCUCCGGGGUUCAGUGGGAUUCUCAGCAGUCCCACAAUCUUCCUGCUGGAUGUUAAAAAAAACUGAGAAUGAUUGCUUGAUUUUUUUAUUUUUAUUUUUUUUCUGAAUUCAAUCUUACAACAUACGAUAUGUUCUAAAAACGAUCGGAAAUACUCAAAGUGUUCAACUGCUGGGGUUGUUGUAGGAACAGAUAUGCUUCCUGGCGAUGUCUGCUGAGAGGAAAAUCCCUGUUGACAAAACAGAUCUCUCUCUUAAAGCAGGAAGUUAGCAGUUCCCAGUGUCCUUUGCUGUGGUGAACAGCUUUUCAUUCACCGUGUCAUUAAGAGUCUUGUAAAUAUGACAUGUUGAAGGGUCGGCAGGGACUGGGCAGUUUUAUAGAAUAUGAUAAAGGACCUAUACUCUACUCCAAGUGCAGAUAAAGAUAUGUUGAGUAUGAAUUGCUGUACAUGAGUUGUGGGUGUGAGUAUGUAGAAGUUUUGCUGUGUUGUGUGUUGCUCUGCACCAGACUGACCUCUCCUGGGUGACGGCCAGAGGAGAACAGAAGCUGGCAGUAAGUCUGACGUAGAACUUCAGCCCCCCUCACAUACAUAAACUUGGAUUUAAAAUCACUCUAAGAACACAGCAGCUUGUAGCUUAUGGCUUUUUAAAGGAAGAAAUAGUAGAAGUUGAGCUGUCAUCACAUUGCUUCCAGCACAGUUUUGAGCACUUUCCUGCUUGCAGUAGCUGUAUGUUGUAGCACGCUAUAAACCGCACUCCUCAGUCUGCUAAGCGCGUGUAUUUUUUUUAACUAUCUUGCACUUUUUGCACCUCUUUUCCUAUGCAAGAAUAAGGGUAAUUAGCUAUAAAAUGUAUAAACUGUACUGCUUCAUGACAAAAUCAAAUUAGAUUUUUUUUAUUUUUAAGACUGCGUAUUAUUAAAGUUAUGCUUUGUCACCAUGCUCCAAGGUCAUUGAGAAAAAAGUCUAUUUAUGUAAAGAUAGAGGUAUUUUAUGCCAAAAACAUUAGCUUCGUUCCUUUUUUUUUAAGCUUUGAGUUGUGGGUGAAUUGACAGAGAAGACUAUAUUUUCACAUGGACGUCUCUUGUAUGUUGUAUAAAUUUGCUGUGGAGAUUUGAGUAUUUUGCAUAAAGUGAAAAGAGCUGCCCUUUCUGCUUAGUUUAUGGAGCGAUCAGGGUUGUGUUUUAGGGUAAUGAGAUUUAAGAUUGCCACCUCAAGCCAUGUGAGUUUUAAUACCUCAGACUUCCAUUAUGAGAUUCUCCAUUAAACUGCACCUUCAAUUAUUUUUUUAACCCUACAAAGUCUUUCAUGGAUGCCAUUUAUUUUGUAUAAGAAUUAAAAAAAAUUAACUGUUAUAUUUUCCUGUAAAUGGGGGCUGAUGAACAAAAAGGAAGCUGUUCAGAAAGAACUAUUUUGUAGCCUCUCUUGUGUGUGUUAGUUCAUGUAACUCUUAUUAGCUCUCACAUAGGUGCUCUGUAAUUUUAUGAAAUUGUUUUAAAUUUCAAGAGUAAACUGGAUGCCUGAUAAGUCAUUUGGAUAAAAGAUGUGUUAGACCAGUUUUCCUCAAUCUUUCUGCUGUCAAUACUUCCAUUAGGCUUGAAUUGUGUAAACCUAAUAUUUAUGUGAAAAGUUGAGUCAUCAAAAGGGUUUGAUCUGUUCAUAAAGCUGCUGGGCAGUUCAAUAAACCGUGAGUCAGAGUGAAGCCCCACAGCCGAGACUUGUUUCUGGACAUUUAAACUUGUUCUUGGAAAUCUGCUGAAAUAAAGUCAUUAGUUAUAACUGGA
Melanotaenia boesemani (Boeseman's rainbowfish) is the source of this 6588-nucleotide messenger RNA. RefSeq names its product formin-like. The record is from RefSeq and is a predicted model, not a curated record. Gene Ontology annotation, cellular component: cytoplasm; actin filament; endoplasmic reticulum membrane. Gene Ontology annotation, molecular function: microtubule binding. NCBI's taxonomy places the organism in Eukaryota, Metazoa, Chordata, Actinopteri, Atheriniformes, Melanotaeniidae. The coding region runs from base 603 to 4484 and encodes 1293 amino acids. Gene Ontology annotation, biological process: actin nucleation. The transcript has 17 exons.